AUGACUGUAUUCAAUGGUCUUGGUUCAUUCUUCUUAAAAAGCUGCUUUAAUUUCGAAGUGACAUUUCUGAAAAGCACAACUGUUGUCAUAAAUGGCGAUGAUUUCACCCAUUUCAUCCUAAAGAACAUUAUUGGCUCUGAGGAUGACAAGCAUAACGAACCCCUUUUAUUCUCAGUGACCGCUUCUAAGUUGAUGAGCCAGUUAGAAAUGUGCGAAAUUAACCCAAUAUUUAUCUUCGACAGCCACACUGAACCAGAAUAUCGAUGGUACAGUGGUGGUCAGACAUGGUAUUCAAUCAAACGCUACAAAUCGUCAUUUAUGGAUGUACUGUCUGAUUUUGGUAUGCAGUACUCGACAUCUUUUAUUCAGCUGAAUAUGAUGCAGCUGUGUUAUCCAUAUAUUUGA
Heterobilharzia americana is the source of this 405-nucleotide messenger RNA. NCBI's taxonomy places the organism in Eukaryota, Metazoa, Platyhelminthes, Trematoda, Strigeidida, Schistosomatidae. The record is from the annotation of a GenBank genome assembly.